This is a messenger RNA of Linum trigynum, 5513 nucleotides long. NCBI's taxonomy places the organism in Eukaryota, Viridiplantae, Streptophyta, Magnoliopsida, Malpighiales, Linaceae. The record is from the annotation of a GenBank genome assembly.
UUUUACACGCACCCUUAAACGAAAGCCGACCCAUGAGCUUGAAGUUUGCACAGACCCGCCAUACCAUGUGCUUGAAGACAACAGUUAAUAUUGGGGUUGUGAGGACUUGAACACGUGACCUCAAGGACAAACCAACUCUGAUACCAUGUCAUAAAUCAGUUGGUCCCAAUAACUCGAGUUCUUGGUAGAAGGUUAUGCUGGAUCUUAUAUAGGUCCGUGUAUGGUACUUAACCACUUCCUUACAAGGCUGACCGAAGCAUUAAGCAAUGAUCCUUCAUUGCGGCCAUGGCGAUGCUAUGCUCUGCUUUCAACCUUGGCUCUCGUCUUAUCUCAUCGGAUCGGAUCCACGUUAAAUUUCCGUUUUGCAUUCAUCAAUAAUAAUGGAUUAUGCAUUCAUCAAUAACCAAAUCUGGACCCUUCAUUUAGAAAAUCCAGAUCUAAGGAUGGAUAAUUAAAGACCAUUUUUAUUUUACCUAGCUUUCUUAAUCGGCUCAUAUCUUUUUGGUUUUAACUCGGAUUUUAAUUUUUUUUCACAGGUGGAACGAGUUCAUCGUGCUCUACAAAAUGAGAUCAAUUUUCAAUAUUUUUUUAGAACAAAAAAUUAUGGCCUCUCGGUACCAACUGCAUACCAUAUGGUAUUUUCUUCGUUUUUUAAAACGUUUACACAGAAAGGACGAGUUCAUCAUGAUCUAUUGGACCUACAAAUUUCUAGGGGAACAAAUUACAUAACCAAAAAAUACCACACAAUACCAUACAAUACCACCCUAUCAUGUAUUCAACCAUCCUACAGUCUUGGUUUGUUCAUACCACCAUGGUACGUUUUUCAAACCAUAGGUAUGCUCUUAUUUCAAUACCAGUCAAUACCAUAUGGUAUAGACUGGUGAAAAAUGGCUCAGUUUUUUUUUGUUCGAAAAAUAUAUCAAAGUGGAUAUCAUUUUGAAGAGCACAAUUAAUCUGAUCUAACUGUGUAAAAAAAAUUAAAUUUCGACUUAAAACGAAUGAAAAAUCGCCCGUCAAAGAUUAAAGAGAGGAAAAUUAAAGACUUUCCAUGAGAGAGGUGCUGAUGUCAUGCUGAUGUGUACGAGUUAUUCAACAUUACUCAUCAUAAGAUUACUGACCUGAUCUGUUCCUAUUAGCCAUGAGUAUUCAAUUGUUGAGUACUUGAGUAUAUAUAUAUGGAUCUAAUAUACCAUUACUUGUUGGUAAUGGAGGUUUAUAUUUUGGGCCUUUGAGCCCGUAUUCAACCAGGCCAGAACUAAUCGGCCCACUAAAAAAAAACGCUCACGGCUGGAAACCCAAAUACCCGACCGCAAAAGCUUUUCCCUCCCUGAAUCUCUUCCCAAGAGAAAAUUUCCCAGAAAAUCUCAACUCUCACAAUAGGGGGGAAAAUGGACGGAAAGUCAGAAAUCUCGAUCGACAAGCUCCCCGUCAAGCGGCUGGAGGCCAUCGAGCAAAAUGGCACCGAACGCUUCCAUACGUACGCCUUUCUUCUUCUUCUUCUUCUUCCUUUCCUUAAAUCAUAAUAUACGCUCGAUAGCGUGGGCGGAGGAGAGGAACUGAAAGCUGUGCCUGUUGACCUACUGGCCGUGCGCUACUUAGAUUACAGCUUCUGCUCUUCUCUCGACUGACAAAACUGGAAAUUUGUGAGUCUCCCUCGCUCUCUCAUUCCCUUCAUAAUCGAUUGUGCAUGUUAGUGGAAGUUGGGUUAGGGUAGGGCAGAACUAGAGUUUGUCAAUGUCAGGGUUCCCAAGUUUUGCUAUGGGAAUUGAGUGAAUGGUAGAAUUUUGGUUUGCAAAUUGAGAGAAGCAAUGGGGAUUAACAGUGGAAUUUGAAUGCUGAAUGUGGAACUAUAAGAAUGGGGUGAAGCUAAAGUCGGUGAAUUUUCCUUUUGGUUUAUGUGUAGGUGGAAGCUAAUGAUGCUGUAACAGUUGCUUGUAUGAAUAAGCCAAAACUACCUGAUGACCAGCUGCCUGUCUCUUGCUGUAUCUACUGCAACCAAGCUACGAUGCUACCGGGUAUGUACUUUGUCCACCCGACCUUUGCUCCAUCAUUUUCUUGACAUCAGUUGCUGAUGUUACAGUUCAUUUCAUUUCCAGCAACUUGGCAAAUGCCUGAAGCAGUCUGCCAAAGCUUUGGAUCUGCAAGUGGCAAGAGAAGCAAGAUUUUAUGGUGCUUUAAUCAGGUUUGUGAUAUGUGCAUCGUUUUUUUUUUGUUUAUCGGAAGAUAUGUGCAUUGUUAAUUCUACCUCAUUGAGUUACUAAGAUGACCAGAGAGCAUCCUGCUGGCGACAUAACUUAUGAAGUCUGUUUUUCAAUCAAACUUGUUAGUAAUAUAUAGGUUCCUGAUACCCUUGUUAGGUACGCGUGUAUGUACAUAAAAGAUGUACUGACCAGCUAACAGCAGAACUGGAAAGUUAAACGCCAGAGACUAGCUGCACUUGCCCCUGGUUCGCGUUUGACCUGUAUGACAACUCAUUAUAUGACCCAGCAGCUGUUCGGCUGACCUCUCUUUGUACAAUUCGAAUUGAACACGACCCAGCUGGCAUGCUUGCAAUAAAUUUGCCUCAAAAGGCUCUUCAUUCACUUCACUUUGGUUUUCUAGGUUUAGACUCCAAUAAAGAUCGUAGUAAGACAGCCAGUAAAAUCAGAACCAAUUCGUCAAUUGAGCAUAUAUCAAAAGGAACCGAGAAAGAUUCUGUUGACGGCAAUGGAAGUGUGAAAGGAACACAUUCCCUGCUCCGUGAAGUUCAUCAAGCGAUCUUUGACAAGCAGGUCGAGUAUCUCUGUUUCUCAAUUGUGUUUUGUGGUGAUGGGUCCCUUUACUUCUUACAUUCUUACUUUCUUCAUUGUUAUUAUGGUUUCAGGUAUUUGAUAUAGUGAACCGUGAAGCAGUUAACCAAUCUUUAGGAGUCAACAUAACUGGAAUUCGAGAAAACUAUCUACCGCUGAGCAUUGGUCCAGAAACCUCUGUGUUUGUAUCUUUUUCACCUUGUGGUCCAGGAUGAAUCAACAGCUUUUAUUGGUAGGAUCCCCCAGGAUUUGAAUCUGUAACAUCUGGGUUCAGCUGAAGAUGAAACAUUCCAAAGCACUUGGGUUUUCCCAAUUCUACUACUUAUGAAAUAUACCUCCGCCAGAUAUUUCACGAGAAUGUUCUCAUGAAAGCAAAGGAGAAACCCGUUUGUACAGGCACUCGCGUACAUACUCCCCGACUGAAGGAUGAGCCCAGUCUUCUCAGUCACUUCUACUUAUCUCUGGCUCAUAGAACACUUUCAAACAAAGUUCUUAUGGAGCUAGAAAAAGUGGUUUGCAGAGUCCCGUAUCUCCAUUUGAUAUCUCAUCCCACUUGGCAUUCCAGGACAUCUUUAUGGACGAUCUUAAUGAGAGUACCGCCAACCAUUCUCUAUGCAAAUUCUCCAUCACAGUCCUCAGACAUCCAAAACAUGAAGAGUACUGUUAUUAAAUCUGAGUUUCGAAACAAGGUUAUGGUGAAUGAUGAUCACAUCCACAUUGAAGCAGAGGGUGCUCCCAAUGUUGUUGGUCUCUUCGAUGGGAGUUCUAAAGAUAGAUGCAUGACCAAAAAGUAUGAUUGCGAUUUGGUCGAUCUUCCUGUCACAAUUCUGCAGCAGGUUGCAAGCCAGGUAAUCCGCUGGCUGCACGAGGAAGCUCUCGGGGUGGGAACUAAGGCAACUCGGGAUUUCUUAUGCUUGUCUUUUGAGUUGGAUCAAGGCGAAAUGCUCGGCCAGGUCGCCCAAGUAGACCCGGAAGACACACAGGGAUGCAUAUCUUGGUGGUUGGUCAUGGAUGAAAGUUUUGCAGAAGAGAGGAAACUCUAUGCUGAUGCCGAUGUAGAUGGAUCGUCCGAUCACCGGAAGUUCUUGGGGUAUCUUACCUUGGAUGUGUUGUAUUCAAACCUGAUGGACUUGGUCAGUUUGUGCAGUGGAGCAAGAGGUGGUGGAGGCCAUUAACAUGGUGUUUGUCAUAUAGGUAUCCUGUGUAAAUUUCGUCUGCAAUGCCGUAGUUAUGUAGCAUAGGCAAGUUUUGUACAUCAACAUUACCCUUAAUCUCAUCAAUAUAUAGUCUUUUCUAAAUCAUUCUACUUGGUUACUGAAUUGCAGUGGUCUCCAUUAUAAUCUGUGCUUGCAGAAGACUCUGCUACUGCUACAUAUCCAGAUGACUAAAUCUUGAAGCCAAGAACCCAUAAAAGAGAAACUGAAAAAGAGAGCCAUGUGCCCCUGAACUUGAACAUGAACCCUCCCUAGAACAGAGGAAUUUUCAGGCUUUUUUUCUCUUAUCUACCAAAAUUCCAAGUUUCAACAGCCUGCAACUUAGAUACCAAACUUUGCCUUCCUUCCAUCAUCUUCACAGGAUUCCACUCUUUAAUGUUUUGCCUUUUUGAGUCUAGGGUUUGUGGUCAUCCAACAUGGAAGAGGCCCUUUCACGCUGAAAAAGGAUUGAGCUGGAAACCAACUGUAGUUUUUAUUGGAAAAGAGAGUGGGAAAUUCAUUUCCUUAAUAGGGCAAACUAGGGCACAAUCAUUGCUCAGAUAUGAUGAUUUCCCCUUUCUUUCUGGGUUCACCGAGCUUCCCACUAAGAAUUUCCCGCCUCCUAGAUAACCUAAAAGCUACGUUUUGUUUUAGUGGUACAAUUCCACCAGGGUAAAUUACACCAGAGGUCACUGAAAUUAUACGUUUAGUUUACAUUCAUCACCAAGAAAAGGGAAAUCAUAACAUGCUGAUGAAAAACGUUAUCGACACCCUUAUCUUAUGUCAAGUCUAUUAUAUGAAUUUGUCAAUAAAUCACUUUCUUUCAUGUUGGUUGAAUUCGUGGGGCCUCAAUAUGCACGAGGUUAGAUCGUAUUAUUGAAAAACACCAUCAGUAGUUCUAUCCGUUCUGAUUGGGGGAUUACCGUGUAUAUGAUCACAAUCGUAAGAUGAACUUGAAAAGAUUAUGGAAGUUGCCAUCCUCAAUUUUAUUGAAUAAAUAUGUCCCACCCCCUAUAAAAUAAAAUAAAUCACAUCAUAUCAUGUGGACACACACAUUCGCCUCAAAUGCAACACCCACACGAAAUGAACAUUUGGUCGUAACUUAAUCAACAGGCUAAUCAAUUUAUUAAUUACUUGAUUAACAACCCAUCAAAACCCUAAUCGUACGAAAACAGAAAUUAUACAUUUCUGUCGAUGGAAGUUAUCGGCGAAAGAUUAGUGUAAUCAAAGCACUAGCGUAUGACCAAUAUGACAAAACGGGGCGGAAAGGGAUUUGAUUAGAAGGGAUUUAAAAUUAAUAAAAUUCAAUUAUUAACUUAUUAUAGCACUAAAAAGUUUUGUACUCAAUAGUGAGCUGUACCCAAAAUAUGAGACAAAAUCUACAACUUUUAUUGUAUAAGAUUCUCAUCCACUUAAGUUAACAAGUAACAACAAUUAAAUUUUGGAGUCAUAAUAAUUUAGUCACCAAAUAUUGAUCUGUAACGAAUCUGUCGCUCGAGUUUGGAGUAACUAAUAAAGUAGUUGUUUUAUU